Messenger RNA from Physella acuta, 2345 nucleotides. RefSeq names its product nitric oxide-associated protein 1. Lineage: Eukaryota; Metazoa; Mollusca; Gastropoda; Physidae. The record is from RefSeq and is a predicted model, not a curated record. Gene Ontology annotation, molecular function: GTP binding.
CCUGAAUCUCCCACCAAAAGUUUACAUAAAAACAACUUAAACAAGAUGGCUGCUAAGUAAAGUAAAUAAGCUUGGUUGCAUCUGAUGAAAACGUCGCUAGUCUUUAGAUCUAUAUAUUACUGAAAAUUUUUAAUACAAUUGUUUAAAACAGGUACAAUAUUUCCCAGGUCACAAGCUGAAAAAAUGAAAGAAUGUUUGACUAAAGCUUGCCAAGCCAUAGCAAUGAAAAGAUGGACAACAAAGUGUUGGCUAACAUCUUUAACCUGUUCAAUACCUACAUGUAUGAGAAAAAUUUCAGGUUCCACAUAUGCUGUAUAUGAUCCUAAAAAAAAAGAGCUGGACUCAAAACACAAACGGUCAGCAGAUAUUAAAGCUCAGCUCAAGUUUGUACAUCCUCAAUCUGAAAUGUCAAUAAUUGCUAAACAGAUCGUGCAGGAUGCUCAAAAAACUAAUAGUCAGCAUAACCUCCAGGUUCUUAGGAAACAAGCAACAGUUGAACAAUUUAGUCAAAAAAUAGAAGGCUUAAAAACUAAUAUGCAAAAAAUAGAAAUGGAAAUUCCGGACAAACCAUUGACUUACUCGUUGAAAGAUGUUGAAUAUGCUGAAAACAAUUGGCUAAAAAAUCUAUCAAAAACUGUUGAAUUUGUUACUUUUGACAAUAAACAAAAAGAUGGGCUGCAAAUAAAACCUAGCCCAUUACUUGGCACAGAAGAUCCUAACAUCCCUCCAAGUAAAGUUCCUUGUGUAGGGUGUGGAGCCCAUCUUCAGUGCCAACACAAUACUUUUCCAGGUUUUUUGCCGAGUGAGUAUUUCAAAAUACACACAGAAAAAGAUCUCAAAUCUACACUCUGUCAGCGGUGCUACUACAUUCGUCACUGUGAAGCUUUCAAGGAAGUUACAACAAACCCAAAAGAAUUUGCCGAAAUUAUCUCAAAAAUUCGACCAACCAAGUCGCUGGUGGUGAUGGUGGUUGAUUUAAUGGACAUCAAUGGAAGUAUUGUACCAAAUCUGAUGCAGUAUAUUGGUUUUCAGCAUGAGGUUAUUGUUGUAGGAAAUAAGGCUGAUCUACUUUGUCCUGAUACUCCUGACUAUCUGGUGAAUGUCACUCACCAGCUCCAAAAAGCCUGUGCAGAUGCAGGUGUCAGCAAAAUUAGGAAAUGUACACUUAUCAGUGCCAAAACUGGAUUUGGUAUUGAGAGGCUCAUAAGCACUCUUUUAACAGCUUACAAGAAAAAAGUUGAUGUUUUUAUAGUGGGAACAGCAAAUGCUGGCAAGUCUUCAUUAUUCAAUGCCUUGUUGGCUUCAGAUUAUUGUAAACACACUGCCAGAGAUCUAAUUGAGCGAGCUACAAUUUCUGUCUGGCCAGGUACCACACUCAAUCUGCUUAAGUUUCCUAUUAUGAGACCUUCAUCACAUAAUUUUACGCUACGUGUCAUAAGGCUAAAGCAAGAGGAAGCAAUGAGGAAAGAAGAGAGAAGAAUAAAACAUUUGACAACAAUGAGUGAGAAAGAGAAAGUUUGGCAGCUGAAAGGUGAUGUUCGAACAACUGAUAUACGUAACAUCAAUCAGAGACAGGCAGAUGAAACAGUUAUUCCAUGGGGUCAAAAUAUUGCAGCCUUAAAAGUGAGAAGUGAUGGAACAGUUAAACUUAUAGAAAGUGAAAAAAAGUCUCAACCUUUUGAGGAGGAGGCUUACAGUGAAAGCUAUUGGACAUACGAUACACCUGGUGUUAUUAACCCAAAUCAGAUCAUCAACAUGCUAACCCCAGAGGAAGCUCCACUUUUAGCACCAGCUCAGAUGCUUGUACCACAGUCUCUGAUUUUCAAACCAGGUGAAACUGUGUUUGUAUCAGGACUUGCUAGAAUGGAUUUUUUAGAGAGUGAUGACAGUGUGCUAUUGACAGUCCACUGUGGACCUAAAAUUCCAAUUCAUGUCAUACCAACGACUGAGGCUGAUGAGUUUUAUGCUAAAAAUGUUGGAACACAUAUCUUAGGGCUUCCUAUUGGCAACAAAGAUCGUCUUCUAAAACUUCCUUCUCUAGUUGGGAAUGAAUUCAGUGUUAAUGGCGUCAAAGAUAAGCUUGCAGUUGCUGAUAUCCAGUUGUCCUCUCUGGGUUGGAUAUCUAUUGCACCUAAUGGUGAGAAGAGUGUGAAAAUGAGGGCGUAUACACCAGGUGGAAUAGGCCUUUUCUUGCGAAUGCCUGCACUCUUGCCAUUUCAUACAAGUUACAAAGGCAAAAGGAUAGCUGGGACGCCAUUUUUUGAAACUAGACCCCCAGGCUGGAUUAUGUCUAAAAAAAAGAUUGAUAUUCCUGCAAUAGUUUAAAUAAACUUUACAAACUUUCA